Messenger RNA from Gadus morhua (Atlantic cod), 3379 nucleotides. It is a transcript of the gene gnas, whose product is annotated as GNAS complex locus. Gene Ontology annotation, biological process: sensory perception of chemical stimulus; adenylate cyclase-activating dopamine receptor signaling pathway. The record is from RefSeq and is a predicted model, not a curated record. The transcript has 12 exons. NCBI's taxonomy places the organism in Eukaryota, Metazoa, Chordata, Actinopteri, Gadiformes, Gadidae. Gene Ontology annotation, cellular component: cytoplasm; heterotrimeric G-protein complex. Gene Ontology annotation, molecular function: G-protein beta/gamma-subunit complex binding; GTP binding; corticotropin-releasing hormone receptor 1 binding. The coding region runs from base 1307 to 2446 and encodes 379 amino acids.
UCAGCGCUGUCUAUCCAGUGUACUAUUCCGGGAGAAAAGGGGGAAAAUAAUACCUUCAAGAUUGGUUAUUCCUAUCUAAAACCUUCCACCACCAGCCCGGGAGUAAGCGGCCUUCGCGGUGGAAUGUGCAUUUCCAACCUGUGUCCUAUUUGUGAAUGUAAAUGCACAUGUAGUCGCAGCCCACCGCUCGGAUUCAAAGGGAAUAUAAGAGCUGAGGCUGACAGCGGAGCUUUACCUUCAAGAAACGGGACCAUUUCGAAGGAUUUGGACGUCUUCGCCACAUCUGAAAGAAUCGGAGCCCGUCCAAGAAGGAUGGGGGGACUAUCUGUGCGCAAUCCGGAGCAUUGAUGAUGCGAGGGGGGAGACACAUUUCAGCAACAAAAGCGAGGGCAGAGAAGGCCCUUUUGGAUUGAAAAAAAAACAGCAAGGAACAGCCAUCAUAAAUAAGAAGGAAAAUCGCUGAAAUUAACUAUUUCCAGGGAUCAGCGUGAAGCCGAGGCUGGAUCCAAGAUCCCCGGGGUGAUUUACUGCACAUAAAACGAGGCUAAAUAACGACGGAAGCGAUGGAAAUAUCACCCAUGUAGUUAUUUUUAAGUGUAAAUAUAUAUUUUCCUUGUGUCCACUGUUCGUCUCUGCGCGGACAACGACGGGCAUUGGGGAAAAUCUAUAGGAAGUAUACUUAAACACAAAGAAAUGUGGAUUAUAAAACGUGCCAAAAAGACCCAUACCACCGUACGGGCGAGUCGUUCUGACAUGCCGAGCUUGUGUCCCUGUCACGGGCGACAGUGAGACGCAAGACCCGGGCCGCGGGAUGCAAAUUAGCUCCUUAAUGCUAUAUCAAUCUGAAAGCAGAAGAGGUGAAGUCCUCACUUAGACUCGAAAUCACCGGAUUACACUUAGUAUUGGCACGCGGGUUAAGAAAUAAACAUUGCAUGUGAAGGAAAAGGGAAAAGCCGAGGAGAAGCGAACCGAGAGAGACGGCGGCCUUGGUGUCGUCAUCAGCCGUAUCCUGCUGCUGACCAACAUCUCCACACACUCGUUAUGUAGACACAGCCACAAAGUACUCGUUAUGCAUCAACAAUUAAAACACACGGGGACACGUUUUUAACAACAACCAGGGGGGACGACAAUAUCUCUACCAAACCCCGACCACAGCAGACGUCGUGAAUGACGACGUGAAUGUGGCUGACACUUGUGCCCCAUAACGCGCGGGUCCGACGGGGAAUCUAGAAAGAGUUCGUGUUGUAUUUAUCGAUUCACCGACCGCGUCCCCCUCCCCCGGACCCCUGCUCUCUCCUGCGGGAAGAUGGGUUGUUUGGGCAACAGCAAGACCGAAGACCAGAGGAAUGAGGAUAAGGCACAGAGGGAGGCGAACAAGAAGAUAGACAAGCAGCUCCAGAAGGACAAGCAGAUCUACAGAGCCACGCACAGACUACUACUCUUGGGUGCUGGAGAGUCUGGGAAGAGCACCAUUGUCAAACAGAUGAGGAUUCUUCACGUCAACGGCUUCAAUGCAGAGGAAAAAAGACAGAAAAUACACGACAUUAAGAAUAAUAUUAAAGAGGCCAUUGAGACCAUCAUAACGUCGAUGAGCACCCUUCGACCACCGGUGCUGCUCGCCUGUCCACAGAACCAACACCGGCUCGAAUACGUCCUCAAACUCGUCAGCCAGAAAGACUUUGAGUUCCCUUCUGAGUUCUACGACCACGCUAAGUCACUAUGGCAGGACAACGGCGUGCGGGCCUGCUUCGAGCGCUCCAACGAGUAUCAGCUCAUCGACUGUGCGCAAUACUUUCUGGACAAGAUCGACAUUGUGAAACAGAACGACUACACUCCCACUGACCAGGAUCUACUCCGAUGCAGAGUUCUCACCUCCGGGAUCUUUGAGACAAGAUUUCAAGUGGAGAAGGUCAAUUUCCAUAUGUUCGAUGUCGGGGGACAGAGGGAUGAACGUCGGAAAUGGAUCCAGUGCUUUAAUGACGUGACGGCCAUUAUCUUCGUGGUGGCCAGCAGCAGCUACAACAUGGUGAUCAGAGAGGACAACCAGACCAACCGUUUACAGGAGGCCCUCAACCUCUUCAAGAACAUCUGGAACAACAGGUGGCUGCGGACCAUCUCCGUCAUCCUGUUCCUCAACAAGCAGGACCUUCUGGCCGACAAGGUUCUGGCGGGAAAGUCCAAAAUCGAAGAAUACUUUCCCGAGUUUGCGCGCUACACCACACCCGACGACGCGGCGCCGGAGCAAGGGGAGGACCCGCGGGUCACCAGGGCAAAGUACUUCAUCAGAGACGAGUUCCUGAGGAUCAGCACGGCGAGCGGGGACGGUCGCCACUACUGCUACCCCCACUUCACGUGCGCCGUGGACACGGAGAACAUCCGCCGCGUCUUCAACGACUGCCGGGACAUCAUCCAGCGCAUGCACCUGCGGCAGUACGAGCUCUUGUGAUCGGCCGGCGAGGACGGCGGUCGCGGCGCCGAGGGGUCCGGGGCGCCGCCCGACAGAACCCACACAGAUUGUACUCUGAACCCUCUGACCUCCGACCCCUCCAGUGUCCUACCACCCCUCCCCCUCCCUCCCUCCCUCCCUGCCUCCCUCCCUCCCCCUCUCUCUCUCUUUCUCUCCCGGCCGCGCAGGGGAGAGCGUGUGAAUCGAAUCGAGCCCGACAGAAAAGAGGCCGAUUCAGAACUUGUGCCAGCGCAAUGAACCCCUGCCCCGAGCCCUAGCACCACCCACCUCUCAGCACCUAGCCCCCAACACCCCCUGUCCCCCAACACCACCCAGCCCUAAGCCCCUCACCCCCACACCCCCUUACCCCCACAACCCCGGUCCACACUAGCAAGAUAAGUUUUGAUGCAGAGCAUGGGAAGGGCUAAAGAGAUGCUCUGUUGUAUUCUGACAUCAACACCCCCCCCCCCCCCCCCCUCCACUCUGCCAUGAUCUUCCCCUCAUUGUGACCAUCACCCCCAUCCCAGUGCCAUCCCAGUGCCAUCCCAGUGCCAUCCCAGUGCCCUGCCGACUUCAUCUCCACUGUUUGUUCAAAAGGCGGAGUUUAGUUUCAUAUUGAGGAGGAGGAGGAGGAGAUUUUUAAUAUUUGAAAAGAGAGCUAAUGCAGUGCAACCUGGAAAGAGAUUAUUGUUGAAAUCCUGCAUAUAGAGUAUAUACAUGUCACCACAGAUCAGCUGAAAUUCACUGUAUUUAAGAAAUAAACUAAAAAGAAAAAAAGACGACAAAAAAAAAAAAAAGCACUGUGCCCAGGAAUGAAAGUGAUCUCUCGGCAGAAACGUGAACAGGCAACACACACACACACACACACACACACACACACACACACACACACACACACACACACACACACACACACACACACACACACACACA